Molecule: messenger RNA, 3570 nt
Organism: Seriola dumerili (greater amberjack)
Lineage: Eukaryota; Metazoa; Chordata; Actinopteri; Carangiformes; Carangidae
Gene: atp8b4
Product: ATPase phospholipid transporting 8B4 (putative)
Exons: 27
Coding region: 1-3570 (1189 amino acids)
Biological process (GO): Golgi organization; phospholipid translocation
Cellular component (GO): plasma membrane
Molecular function (GO): ATP binding; ATPase-coupled intramembrane lipid carrier activity; magnesium ion binding
Source: RefSeq, a predicted model, not a curated record
AUGGCAGAGAAGGAACGCCAUGUAAAAGCCAAUGCGCGGGACUACAAUGACAAGUUCUCUUAUGCCGACAAUCACAUCAAAACCUCAAAGUACAACAUCUUCACCUUCCUGCCCAUCAACCUGUUUGAGCAGCUCCAGAGGGUGGCCAAUGCUUACUUCGUAGUGCUGUUGAUACUGCAGUUAAUUCCAGAAAUAUCCUCUCUGUCCUGGUUCACAACCAUCGUGCCUUUGGUGUUGGUGCUGGUCAUCACGGCCGUCAAGGAUGCCACAGAUGACUAUUUCCGACAUAAGAGCGACAAGCAAGUCAACAACCGCCAGUCUCAGGUUCUCAUCAAAGGAAGUUUGCAGAAUGAGAAAUGGAUGAACGUUCGAGUAGGGGAUAUCAUCAAACUAGAGAAUAAUCAGUUUGUUGCUGCUGACAUCCUCCUUCUGUGUAGUAGUGAGCCCUAUGGACUGUGCUAUAUUGAGACUGCAGAGCUAGAUGGAGAGACUAAUCUGAAAGUCCGUCAGGCUUUGACCAUCACCUCAGAUUUGGGAGAUAUUUCUAAACUGAUGGACUUUGAUGGAGAAGUCAUUUGUGAGCCACCAAACAACAAGCUGGAUAAAUUUACAGGAACAUUAUUCUGGAGAGACAAUAAAUACUCUCUAGAUAAUGAAAAAAUGCUGCUGCGUGGUUGUGUGCUCAGAAACACUGAGUGGUGCUUUGGGAUGGUCAUAUUUGCUGGGCUGCAAACCAAACUGAUGCAGAACUGUGGAAGAACAAAGUUCAAAAGGACAAGUAUUGACAAACUGAUGAACACUUUGGUUUUGUGGAUCUUUGCCUUCCUCAUCUGUAUGGGAGUUAUUUUGGCCAUUGGAAACAGUAUUUGGGAGAGUCGCAUUGGCAGAAACUUCCAGGUGUUUCUGCCGUGGAACCAGAUUCAGAGCAGCGCUGGUUUCUCUGGCUUCCUCACCUUCUGGUCCUACAUCAUCAUCCUCAACACUGUGGUGCCCAUCUCACUGUAUGUCAGUGUGGAGGUUCUGCGUCUCGGACACAGUUACUUCAUUAACUGGGACCGGAGGAUGUACUACAGACGGACGGACACUGCAGCUGAAGCUCGCACCACCACCCUGAACGAGGAGCUGGGCCAGGUGGAGUUCAUCUUCUCUGACAAGACCGGCACCCUCACCCAGAACAUCAUGGUAUUCAGCAAGUGCUCCAUUAACGGACAGACGUAUGGUGACGUCUAUGAUGAAUUUGACCAGAAGGUGGAAAUUACAGAAAAAACAUCCUGUGUGGACUUCUCCUUCAACCCUCUCUGUGACAGAAGGUUUAAGUUUUACGACGGCAGCCUGAUUGAAGCCAUUAAACUGGAGGAUCCUGCAGUGCAGGAGUUCUUCAGACUGCUGGCUUUGUGCCACACUGUGAUGCCAGAGGAGAAGAGCGAAGGACAUUUGGUGUACCAGGCCCAGUCGCCUGACGAGGGAGCGCUGGUCACCGCAGCGCGAAACUUUGGGUUUGUCUUCCGGGCUCGAACCCCCGAGACCAUCACAGUGUGUGAGAUGGGACGAGCUGUCACCUACCAGCUGCUGGCCAUACUGGACUUCAACAACGUGCGCAAGAGAAUGAGUGUCAUUGUGAGAAAUCCACAAGGCCAGAUCAAACUUUACUCCAAAGGAGCCGACACUAUUAUCUUUGACCGGCUGGAUCCAUCCAGUGAGGACCUCAUGUGCACUACGUCAGAGCAUCUCAGUGAAUUUGCUGGAGAAGGGCUUCGAACAUUAGCUCUGGCCUACAAAGACCUUGAUGAAAAUGACUUUGAAGUUUGGAUGAAGAAGCUUCUGUUUGCCAGCGCUGUCAUUGAGAACCGCGAGGAUCAGCUGGCUGCUCUCUACGAGGAGAUCGAGCAGGGCAUGAAGCUUCUAGGAGCCACAGCAAUAGAGGACAAACUCCAGGAAGGAGUCCCAGAGACGAUCGCCUGUCUAAAUCUGGCCGACAUCAAGAUCUGGGUCCUCACAGGAGACAAACUAGAGACCGCCAUGAACAUCGGCUACUCCUGCAACAUGCUGCGAGACGACAUGAAUGAGGUGUUUGUUAUCUCUGGCCACACUCUGCUGGAGGUGCAGCAACAACUCAGGAGUGCAAAGGAGCACAUCCUCAGCCUGAGUCGAGUUAGCAGCGCGGGAGAUGUCGAGAAGACAAAUAUGCUUUCAGAUGACUCUGUGUUUGAAGAAACCAUUAUUGCAGAGUACGCCUUAGUCAUCAAUGGACACAGUUUGGCUUAUGCUCUGGAGCCACAGCUGGAGCACGUCUUGCUGGACUUGGCGUGUUUGUGUAAAGCGGUUAUCUGCUGCCGGGUCACUCCGAUGCAGAAAGCUCAGGUGGUGGAGCUGGUGAAGAGGCACAAGAGGGCGGUCACACUGGCCAUAGGAGACGGAGCCAAUGAUGUCAGCAUGAUCAAGACUGCUCACAUCGGUGUUGGCAUCAGUGGUCAGGAGGGGACGCAAGCUGUUCUGGCAUCAGAUUACUCCUUCGCUCAGUUUCGGUACCUGCAGCGGCUCUUGCUGGUGCACGGGCGCUGGUCCUACUUCCGCAUGUGUAAUUUCCUGUGUUACUUCUUCUACAAGAACUUUGCCUUCACGCUGGUCCACUUCUGGUACGGUUUCUUCUGUGGUUUCUCAGCUCAGACUGUUUAUGACCAAUGGUUCAUUACCCUCUUCAACAUAGUCUAUACAUCUUUGCCAGUACUGUCAAUGGGACUUUUUGAUCAGGAUGUCAAUGACCACAACAGCCUUCGCUACCCGAGCCUGUACAAACCCGGCCAACAAAACCUUCUAUUCAACAAGCGCCAGUUUUUCCUGUGCACGCUGCAGGGGAUGGGCACAUCAUUCCUGCUCUUCUUCAUUCCUUACGGAGCCUUCUCCGUCAUGGUGAAAGAGGACGGCUCCCACUUCUCUGACCAACAAGCAUUUGCUGUUACCAUAGCAACAUCCUUGGUUAUUGUCGUAAGUGUUCAGAUUGGACUUGACACACACUACUGGACAGCUGUCAAUCACCUCUUCAUAUGGGGGAGUCUGACUGUGUACUUUGUCAUUUUGUUUGCAAUGCAAAGCAAUGGCAUUUUUGGCAUCUUCCCAAGUAAUUUCCCAUUCAUAGGCACGGCCCGUAACUGUCUGCAGGAGAAGAGUGUAUGGUUGGUCAUUCUGCUCACCACUGUGGUGUGUGUUGUGCCCGGCUUAGCAGUCAGCUUCCUGAGAGUAGAUCUCUUCCCAACUCUAACAGACAAGGUUUGUCACCUACAACAGUCCAGAAAGAGGCAGGGGCCUCAGGAGCGGAGCCUGAGGCGAGUACGUAGGACGAGCUCCCGUCGCUCUGCCUAUGCCUUCUCCCACCAACAGGGCUACGGAGAGCUGAUUACCUCAGGCAAAAACAUGAGGACGAGCGCAGUGUCUUCUGCUCGCUCCCCUGAAAGAACACUGCACAGCACCAAGUGGAUAGAAAAUAUGUUAAAGAGAAAGAACGAAGUCUCUUGCAUCUCUGAAAGUACAGGAGCACCGGAGAGCAGCAACAGAGCAAUACAGACUCCAUAG